Aspergillus heteromorphus CBS 117.55 is the source of this 1026-nucleotide messenger RNA. Its product is annotated as WD40 repeat domain-containing protein. Gene Ontology annotation, biological process: transcription-dependent tethering of RNA polymerase II gene DNA at nuclear periphery; RNA export from nucleus. Gene Ontology annotation, molecular function: RNA binding; ubiquitin binding. The record is from RefSeq and is a predicted model, not a curated record. The transcript is spliced from 2 exons. Gene Ontology annotation, cellular component: nuclear pore. Bases 1 to 1026 code for a protein of 341 amino acids. NCBI's taxonomy places the organism in Eukaryota, Fungi, Ascomycota, Eurotiomycetes, Eurotiales, Aspergillaceae.
AUGGCCAACAAUCAGGGUUCCAUCGCCAAGGACGUCAGCCUGGCCAACCCCCCUUCGGACAGUAUCUCGCAACUGAGCUGGUCGCCCGUCGCCAACCACCUGGCGGUGUCGUCGUGGGACCAGACGGUGCGCAUCUACGACGUUUCGCAGUCGGUGACGGGAGAGGGCAAAGCACUGUUCAACCUCGCAGCGCCAGUCCUGGGCUGCGCCUUCUCGCCCGACGGUGCGAAGGUGUUGGGGGGAGCGGCCGACGGGUCCGCGCGACUGAUGGACCUGGCGGCGGGCAAAGAGGCGCAGCAGGUCGCGGCCCAUGAUGCCCCCGUUCGCUGCGUCCGCUUCUGUGGGAAUAUCGCCGUCACCGGCUCGUGGGAUCAAACGGUCAAGUAUUGGGAUCUGCGCCAGGACCGACCCCUGGCGACCCUCCAGUGCCAGGAGCGCGUCUACGCCAUGGAUCUCUGCCAGAACCUGCUCGUCGUGGCCACGGCCGACCGCCACGUGCAUCUCGUGCAGCUGAGCAACCCGGGCCAGAUCUACCAGACGGUGACCAGCCCCCUGAAGCAUCAGACGCGCACCGUCACCUGCAUCCCAGAUGCGUCGGGGUUUGCGAUCGGGAGCACCGAGGGUCGCACCGGGUUUCACUACGUCGACGAGAGCAAGUCCAGUCAAAACUUCACCUUCCGCUGUCAUCGCGACCUGGCUGCCGGGAAAACCGCGCAGAACGUCUACGCGGUGAAUGACAUCUCCUUCCAUCCCAAGUACUACACCUUCAGCACCGCCGGGGCGGACGGCACCUUUGCCUUCUGGGACAAGGACGCCCACCACCGUCUAAAGCCAUUCCCCACCGUCGGGGGCCCCAUCACCUCCACGGGCUUCAACCACGACGGUAGUAUCUUCGCCUACGCCGUGAGCUACGACUGGAGCAAGGGCUUCCGCUACAACACCCCCGAGCAUCCCACGCGCGUGGGGCUUCACCCCGUCGACGACGCCGAAUGCAGGCCCAAGGGUAAGAACCCCGUCAAACGAUAA